Chionomys nivalis (European snow vole) is the source of this 5846-nucleotide messenger RNA. RefSeq names its product zinc finger protein ZFP2-like. Gene Ontology annotation, molecular function: DNA-binding transcription factor activity, RNA polymerase II-specific; RNA polymerase II cis-regulatory region sequence-specific DNA binding. Gene Ontology annotation, biological process: regulation of DNA-templated transcription. NCBI's taxonomy places the organism in Eukaryota, Metazoa, Chordata, Mammalia, Rodentia, Cricetidae. The transcript is spliced from 7 exons. Bases 349 to 2175 code for a protein of 608 amino acids. The record is from RefSeq and is a predicted model, not a curated record.
UUUUUACGCUUUGCUUAAUAUACGGGAUCCUUGGGAAGACCUGAUUUGGGUGACCUUGUUUUUUGCUGAGUGCAGUCCUCUUUGGGAGGACACCUGGCCACGUCAGAAGCACGGAAUGUCCAGUGGAAGGCGGAGUCUGGCUCAGCAAUGCCUGUGCCCACCUGUGCUUGAAGUGUGCACCCCGCAGGCAGCCUAGAGCCUCGCGUCCCACGCUCUUCUGUCUUGGUGAAGUUGCUUCAUCGCAAUCCCAGCACUCUUGGAAAAGGGUAUUCUCCUGAGCACCUAUUUUGGGUGACUUUGUGUUCUGCUGACUUCUGGCAUCCUCAGGUUGACACCUAGACACAUCAGAUGCACAGAAUGGAGUCCGUGACCUUCGAGGAUGUGGCUGUGAAAUUCACCUCAGGAGAGUGGGCUUUGUUGGAUUCCAGUCAAAAGACACUCUACAGAGAUGUGAUGGGGGAGACACUUUUGAGCCUUAUAUCCAUAGAAAAAGGACUAGAACAAAACAUUGAAGAGAACUACAAAGAUCUCUGCAGAAGUCUGAGAACUCAGUUGGUUGAGAAAGAUUAUGGAUAUGAAUAUAAUAUUCAGUGUGAUGACAACCUUCAGCCAAUUCUAAAGAAUAUGAUUAAUGAAGACAUGCCUCCUGCAAUAACAGGAUAUGAAAGCCAUUUGCAUGUAAGAAGCACCAUUGGUCAUUCAUUCUCACCUGUAUAUCUCAGAAACCAAGCUAAAGGGGAACAAUCUCACUAUAAGGAGUCCUUUAUACAUCAGAAACAUUGGGAAAAUACCAGUCAUUCUGAAUCACUCCAGGUACUUGGAACUUUUCCCAGAGAGAAAUCUUAUAAGAAUCAACAAUGUAAGGAAGCCUUUAGGAAUCUCCCUUCUAAUCAGCCUCACAAGAGAACACAAUGUGGAGAUAAACUCAAUGGGAAAAUACUAAGGAGAUACACAUACAAUGCAGAGGAUGAUGAAAUCCAUACAGAAGUGAAAUCGUUUGCUCAUAACCACAGUGAAGAAGCUUUCAUUGAUUCCAGUGACCUUAUCACCCCUGAAAAAAGUCAUAUUGGAGAGAAAAAAUACACUUGUAAACAAUGUGGGAAAACAUUUAAGUAUGCUUCGUGUUUUAAGAAACAUAAAGUAACUCACACUGGAGAGAAGCCUUAUGCAUGUAAGCAGUGUGGAAAAGCCUUCACCAGUUCUAGCUGGUGCAACACUCAUGAGAGGGGUCACAACGGAGAGAAGCCUUACAUGUGUAAGCACUGUGGAAAAGCCUUCAGAAGUUCCAGUUAUUGUAGCAUUCAUGAAAGAAUUCACACUGGAGAGAAACCUUACUCAUGUAAGCACUGUGGCAAAACCUUUGCCAUUUUGAGGUCUCGUAACUGUCAUGAGAAAAUUCACACUGGAGAGAAGAUUUAUGCAUGUAAACUUUGUGGAAAAAGCUUCAUUAGUCCCACUUCUUGUAGCAUUCAUGAAAGAAUUCACACUGGAGAGAAACCUUACGCAUGUAAGCAUUGUGACAAAACCUUUGCCAGUUUGACUGGGUGUAUCACUCAUGAAAGAAAUCACACUGGGGAGAAGCCUUACACAUGUAAACACUGUGGAAAAGCUUUCAACAAUUGCAGUUAUCGGAACGUUCAUGAAAGAAUUCACACUGGAGAGAAACCUUAUGAGUGUAAGUACUGUGGCAAAACAUUUGUCAUUUUGGGUUCUCUUAUCACUCAUGAAAGAAGUCACACUGGAGAGAAGCCUUACGCAUGUAAGCACUGUGGAAAAGCCUUCUCCCAAGCCAGUUAUCGUAACAUUCAUGAAAGAAUUCACACUGGAGAGCAGCCUUAUGCAUGUAAGCACUGUGGCAAGACCUUUGCCAUUUUGAGUUCUCGUAACACUCAUGAAAAACUUCAUACUGGAGAGAAGCCUUAUGUGUGUAAGCAUUGUGGAAAAGCCUUUAUCAGUUCUAUUUGGUGUAGUGCUCAUGAAAGGGGUCACACUGGAGAGAAACCUUAUGCAUGUAAGCAUUGUGGCAAAACCUUUGCCAUUUUGAGUUCUCGUAACAGUCAUGAAAAAAUUCACACUGGAGAGAAGCCUUACACGUGUAAGCAUUGUGGAAAAGCCUUCACCAGUUCUGGCUAUCGUAACAAGCAUGAAAGGGCUCACGCUGGAGAGAAACCUUAAACAUGUAAGCACUGUAGAGAACAUUUGCCAAAUUCAGUUGGUGCAACUCUCAUGAAAGAAUUCACACUGGAGAGAAGCUCUAUGCAUGUAAAACCUGUGGAAAAUCCUUCACCAGUCCCUCUUACCAUAUUACUCAUGAAAGAAUUCACACCGGAGAGAAAGUGUUUCCAUGUAAUGUGCAUGAGGAAACUGUUCCGUCAACUUUAUGAUCAUUCCAGCCAUGAAAGAAUUCACUCAAGAAUGAAAACUUAUGCAUAGAAAUCAGAAGAGUAUCUUAAAGAAGGCUACAAAGAUCUCGGCAGAAAUAUGGAGUAAUUUAUAUUCAAUAGAAAUCAAUUCAUAUCAAACGUUUUGGAAUCAUGGGACAACUGAGAGCUUCCAAAUGAUCCAAGUACACCUAAGGAAAAAAAAUGAGUCUACAUAGAUUUAUGUAACAGAGCACUGAAUUGUGUCAUUUGAUCUCAUCUAUACAAUCUAUAAGUAUCGCCAAUAUGGGAUGCAACAUAAAUUUCUGUAAGAGCUGUUCUGGUGCUUUGUUGCACAAAACCUGCCUUUUAUGUCCUAAAGUAGUUACUGUCUUUCUAUAUGUUAUUUUGAGGUUUUGAAUGUAAGUGCUGUAUUUUCUUUGCUUUCUUUUCCUGUAACAACAAAAAAAAAAUUCUAGGUUGGAGUUCAUUUUUGUUUACACUCCCUUGUCACAGUUCUAUCCCAAAAUGAAGCCAGAGCAGUAUCUCACACCUUACAGGAAUCUGGAGGCAGGAACUGAAGCAGAGGUAUAGAGAAAUGCUGUUUACUGGUGUGCCCCAUCCCUUAUCCAGCUACCUCCCCUUUUCAACAAUGGCCCACUUCUUUAUGGGGACACUACCCAUAGAGGGCUGGGACAGUCUGCAUCAAGCAGUAAUUAAGAAAAUUUUUUCAAUAGCUUGCCUAAAUAUCAACCUGGUAGAGCCAUAUUCUCCAUUAAUGCCCUUUCUUUUCACAUAGACGUCCUUGCUAUGUCAAGUUGAGAAAAACCAUGUCAAGUUGAGAAAAACCAGCACAGUUAUUGCUUGUCACUGUGACACACAAAUCCAUGACUAUUAAUGUGUAACCUUACAUGUUUGUUUGUCCCUAAAUCCGCUUAAGAUCACAAUACAGCCAGAUAGUGGUAAUGCACACAUUUAAGCCCAGAAUUUGGGAGGCAGAGUCAGGCAAAUCUUUGAGUUCAAGGACAGCCAGGGCUACAAAACCAAAAUCCAAAUAAAUUAAGUAAAUAGGUUAGAAAAAUAUAGAAAGCAUAAUCUAAUAUUAGAAAUCUCCCAGUGUUCAAAAAUUUCAUGCAGUUUAAAUGCUCAGUCUCCUUUACAAUUCAGUAUCUCUUAAAAGACCAAUAGGUCUCUAUUUUCAGUUCCUGAAAAAUCUUAAGUUUUUAAGUACUUCUCCUUUUUAAAUAGGAAGAAGCACAAACCAGUGCUGGCUUUUGUACAAGACUUUUUCUUUUGGACCACCAACCAGCUCCUAAAUCAUGACAUGAAGACUACUUAUUAAUGUUGAAAGCUUUACCUUAACUUACGUUCAUUCCUAGCUAGCUUUUAUAACUUAAAUUAACCUGUGUCUUUUCAUCUACAUUUUGUCUUCAAGCUUUUUACCUUUUCUUUCUGUAUGUCCUAUUCCAUCUUACUGACUAGUAACUACCUGGUUGAGUGGCCCCAGGCAUCUGCCUUUCUUUCUCCCUCAUUCUUUCCUUUCUUCUUCUCUUCUUCUUCCUUGGUAUUCUCUCUCCCCACCAGCCCUGCCUAUACUGCUCAUGCCUAGCUAUUGGGCAUUCAGCUUUUUAUUAGACCAAUCAGGUGCCACGGUGAACAACAACCCAUCUUUUCCUAAUUAAACAAAUGUAAUAUAAACAAAUGUAACACAUCCUUACAUCAUUAACAAAGGUAGUAGAAACAAAGGAAUUACACAUUUACACAGUUAAAGUAAUAUUCAGCAGCACAAGCAAAUGUAACACAUCUUUGCAUAGUUAAAUAUUUUGCAACAGACUUUGACUCAGAUCAAAGCAAAACCCUACCUCUACACUGUAAAUCAUGACCUCUAGUCCCAUAUCUGGAAUACACUUUCAAUGUUCUGAUUUCCUAUGUCUCUUGCAUGAUCCACCCUUUUGGUUCUGCCAUGCACAGAACACAUAACUUGUCUGAUAGUCCCAAAUUCACUCUACUCCGCAGUUGCUUCAGUCCUUGGAAAUGGAAAUCUUUCCAUGGUACUAUCCUCUCUAGUAUGCCAUAGGCUCAACACAUUGCUCCUUCAACAAUGGCCUAGCGUCUCUUCAACCAUUCUACCAUAUUGUGCCAGGUCACAACUUCUCCAAAACCACUUCUAUCCGGAUAUUUCCAAUUCAACCAAACCUACACCUUCAGUACUGGCCUCCCCUGGCCUUUGAUGGUGUUAGUCUCAGUUUCUUUCCAAGACUCCUGCAAACCAGCAGCUUUUAUGAUGCCAACAGCACUAUUGGUGAGGGAAAAAAAAAGCUUACAAAUUGUAUUCUACAGCCAACUUGAGAUAUAAGCUUGGAAUGCUCUGGAUCACUUGUCUAUGCAUUAACUGAAAUCCCUUAAUAUUUCUCUUAAAUGAUGCUGUUUCCUUGUUAAUCCCAGAUCAUUCUUUAAGACCAGAAGACAAGAAAGCACAGAAUCUUAAUGUAAAAUAUCACAGAAACUGCCUCAGUAGAGUUUUGAUGUUGCCUCCAUCAUUCCUGGAAAUAUAUAAGCCAGACUUCCAUUUUUCUUUAUUCCCAGCAUUCCUAUACUCAGGAUUCCAGGAAAAGAUCAUUAUCCUCUGAGCAUUUAAUGAAUUUUUUAGUUUAAUGUUCCAGGCAUUCUCCCAGUCCUCAUUAAAACUACAGUCAGCUCUGAUAGCAGUACCCUAUGAACCUGGUAGCCAAAUUCUAUUGUAGCGUCUACUCUGUUCCUGUGAUAAACACCAUGACCAAAGUCAUAUUUUGGAUCAGUGAAGCUUAUUUUGCCUUACCCUUCCAUGUUACAGAUAGUCCAUGGUCACUCCUUUUAUGUUCAUUAAUUAUUUUAUGUGUAUGUGUGCUUGUGUGUACCACCUUUGCAAAAAGCAUGUGUGGAGACCAGAAGAGGGCAGCAGAUCAUAUCAAGAGUAACAGGAACUUGUGAGGCCUCCACAGGAAUGUUGGCCAUCAAACUCUGGCCUGUGAUUUCUCUCCUGUGGCUGACCAAAAGGGAGACUCCUACAAGCUUCAUGAUUUUUACAUGAUUUCUCCAUAGAAGAAGUUUCAAGUACCUGAAAUGAUUCAGAAUGACUGAUACCUUUCCAAAGUUUCUGAUGUAUAAAAGUCUUUAGCACAGCUUCUAUAUAUUCAGAUUGUUUCCCCAAAGUUUGUCUUUGAGGUACACCUGUAUGAAUGAAUGAACAAUGACAUUUCUUACAUGCAGUCAGCUUUCAUACACUCCUAUUGAGGGAGGCAUGUCUUCAUUUACCAUAUUCUUUGCAAUUGUUUCUCCAGUUUCAUCACACUGACGUUCACAUUUGUAUCUACAGUCUUUCUAAACUACUUGAGUUCUGCAAAAGUUGAAAAGAGCAUUACUGUAAACAAAGGAUAUGUUGGAGGCUGGCUUGUGUCAACCACUGCAACUAUACUAUCUCAGGAACAACGGAAGAAUGCCACCAGU